Arachis ipaensis is the source of this 988-nucleotide messenger RNA. NCBI's taxonomy places the organism in Eukaryota, Viridiplantae, Streptophyta, Magnoliopsida, Fabales, Fabaceae. The record is from RefSeq and is a predicted model, not a curated record.
UGGUUCUUUUUAGUUAUGAGUUCGUUCUUGAAUCCAAAGAUGAAAGAUUGCAGGAAUAUAAUUAACUGAAUUAUUAACACGAAUUGAAUCCAAUGAGUUUAUGUAGUUGGCUUCGGUAUGUGAUGAGAGUGAGAGGAGCUGCUACAAUAAUGAAUGCUCCAAUAUGAAUAAUUACUUCUCUGACAUUGACGAAUGGUUGGAACACGCCAAUAAGUUCUGCAAGGCCAAUAGUGAGUUGUACACAGUAGGAGAUUGUACAAAAGAAGAUAUAGAAGAAGAAGAAGAUGAUGAUGAUAUGAUGAGAAUCUCAGUAAUAUGCAAGGACUUUCUGUCUGCUCCCGAGAAUGAACUUCACAACAUAGCAUUGCCAUCCAUCAGAGAAGAGAGUCCCGUCAACCAGACCCACCUCUCCUCCUGCAUAUACCACCCACCACCCUUUAAAUCUGACGAGCGCGCAAGGCUCUUGACUCGCCGUGAAUAUGGCCUCACCAACAAACAUCAGCUCGAAAAACGUGCGCGCAACAAGGCCAAGCAUGCUCAGAUUAUGCAAACCUUGAGGCGCAAGGAAGAGGCAAUCAAUAACUGGGAAUUACAGCAAACUAGGAAGGCCAUGGACCACAUGGAUAAGAUUCAGAACAAGCUGGAGAAAAAACAAUUGGUGGCUUCCGCAAAAACACAAAAGAAAAUAUGCUCGGUGAGGGAAAAGGCAGAGAAGCAGAAGUUGAAUCUGAGACGGUCGACAAUGAAGAAGUUUCAACAGCUUCAAUUAUCAGAGAAUCAGAAAAGAACCCAAACAGAGAGGUCAUGGGGGCUUUGCUAGAUUCAGAAUAUUACAUCUUCCAACCUUUAUAAAUGCAACUCUGUUGCUCAGUUCACUGUAAAUCGUUCAACUUAGUUCAUUAUAUGAUCUUAAACACAAUUCAGUGCAGUCUCCAUCUUCUUUCAUAUGAUCUUAAAACACAAUUCAGUGCAGUUAUGUGAGCCUUGU